AUGGCGAGGGAGCUGUGGAGACCUCCAUUGAGCUCGAGCGCGUUGCCUCUGUCGAACUCCUGCAUGUCGUUGCGGAUGGUGGUCGCGCAGCGGUGCUGGCGAGAGGGCAGGCUCGUUGGAUCAAGAGAUAAUCGUGGUGCGGCGAGUCAAGGCCUAGAUCUGAAGCAGUGCGAGCCACUGCUGGAGGCGGAGGUCAAUGUGCUCUUCCUCAUGGCCAUGGAGAUCUUCGUUGAGGAGAGCAAUGUCCACCGCAUCGAACCCCGGCCCGUCAAGUUGACGCCAGUUAUUCGGAGCAGCAACAUGAUUAGCCUGUGGCAGCACCAUCAUUGGAAACCCACUAAUGUCCUCAUGGUUACUCCAUUCCGUGGUUUGACCCUUCGAGGUGGUGAAGCACAAACUGAAUACCUCUCCGUACAUGAAGAAGGGCCUCAUGAUGAGCUUUAGGAAGAUGGAGCAAUAACACAUGCUGAGUUGGAAAAUAAGGGUAACAAUGCAGUCCAUUUGAAGUUGGAAAAAGAUCAUCCAUAGUUGAAGAACAUGACAGAGAACAGAGGAGUUUCAUUCUCUGAAUAAGGGAAAUCAAAAUG
Messenger RNA from Lolium perenne, 587 nucleotides. RefSeq lists its product as uncharacterized. The record is from RefSeq and is a predicted model, not a curated record. NCBI's taxonomy places the organism in Eukaryota, Viridiplantae, Streptophyta, Magnoliopsida, Poales, Poaceae.